Molecule: messenger RNA, 654 nt
Organism: Peronospora matthiolae
Lineage: Eukaryota; Oomycota; Peronosporomycetes; Peronosporales; Peronosporaceae
Source: the annotation of a GenBank genome assembly
AUGCAAGCACGUGGUGCACCGAUUCCACCGAUUAAGGGUAUAUUCAUUCUCUUGCUCGCAGGCGAAACACAACAUAUUGCUCUAAGGGCUAGUGCCCAUGCGGCGGAUGUGCGUCUCGAACGCAAGCUUUGGUAUGAUUAUGCCAAGCUUAAGGCCAGAGGCCAAUUGUGCAAGCACACGCGCUCUGCUUCGGCUACUAAGGUAGCCGCGAGUGCUGGUCAGUCUGUGGCCAACAACCCGCCAACUUGCACCACUAGUGGUGGGGAACGGCCUCGGUCUCGAGAUGACCAUGGCCACGAUGCUCAAAAGCAUCCAAAGCAUAUGGGCAGUCUUGCCGAAGGGGUACCUCACAUUCCCAUGAGUUUUCAGACUCAGGGUACCCACGCCACUUUACCAGAUACUGGUAUUGGCCCUGAAGACGACGUCAUUUCAGUAGUCUCUCGACAUGAAAUUGACGACACCCAUGCUCAUCGAGCAAAGUCGGUGGCGGCCGGUGUACCGGUGGAAGCCCACGAGAAAUUGGUUAUCGAAGUGAAGGGUCUUCAAGAGGCCUUGGGUAAGUCCCAGUGCAUGCUGGAUGCGAUGCAAAGCCACCUUCAGGCGAUGGAGCAAGCUCAAACUCGGAGCGAGGCUCCCGCGAUAAUAAUUUUGUAA